UUUUUAAUAUUUAUUGAGUGUUUAUAAUAAAGCAUCAAAAUUUAAAACAUCAACAAUUUUUUGGCAUAAAGUCUACAAAAAAUAACAAAAAUAUUCCUAUACAAAUUACACUGAAAAUACCAACAGCAAUUUACAAAAAAGUAAUCUUCACUUCAAUUAUCACAUCUAAAUCAGUCUGUGCACAUGACCACAGCGUAUUCCAUAGACACAUAAUACUCACACUGGGAGCACACGUUUUGCUGUCCUACUCUUUUUGUAGGAUAUACUUGAUAUCUCAGUUUUGCUGUUUUGUCAAGGUUAUUGUGUUACAGAGUGUGCAGCCAACAGGAACAUAAAAUAUCAAAAGAAGUUCUUAAAUUCUUACUGUGUGUUGUGCGUUUAGAAUACACCUCAAUGGGGCUGGGGGUUUAGCUCAGCACCAUAAGCACCUGCCUUGCAAGCAGGCGGUCAUGAGUUCAAUCCCCGGUACCGAUAAAAAAAUGAAAAAGCCAAAAAAAAAAAUAAUAAUACACAUCGAUAUAUUUUCACAUCAGCUGUGUAUUUCUUUAUAAAACCCAAAGAUAACAUCAAAAAUAGAAACCUAUGUGAACUGCAAUGUAAAUAGAAACAAAAAUCUACCACAUAAAUAAGCUUUGCUUCAACUGUCAUAUCCAAAGCAGUCUUUGCACUUGUCAUACCCAAGGCAGUCUUGCAUGUUCCAUACACGAGGGACACUUCCACUGAUAGCAUGUUUUGUUUUCCUGUAUUUUCUUGUAGGACACAGUUGAGAUCUUUUUGUUUUCCUCUUAUCAUCGUGGAUCUAGGAAGCUGUGUGUGCCUAUUCACCUGUCAGCUCACCAGUGCACUCCACAGUACUUCACAUAAUUCACUGACAAGAAAAGCUGGAUUUUUCUCUGCUGUAAAUAAUCUCAUAUGAACUGUAGUCCCAAACCAUAAGAACAUUUCUGUUCAUAACAUCAUCUGGUUUAUUAUUCUAUGAAUAAACACCUUGUGGCUAAGUUCAAGGCUAAAUGUCUAAAUUGAAAGCAUAAAAAGUCCUCACAUGCACAAGGGCAUGCAUUAUGCCAUAGUUGACCCAUCAUUUUCCAUGAGGCCUUUACAUUCCUGCAAUCACUAUGAGAAAUCCCUCCUAAGCACACUGAUCCAUAAAUGCUUUCAGUUCAGCACCAUGUCAUAAAACAUUUUUGAAUAUGGCUAAUGGUGCAUAGAGAACACUUUACUUGAAUUUUAACCUCUGUAUAUUUCACAGAAUCUUGUAACAUUUCAUGUGUUAAAAUUUCCAACUUUGAAUAGCAGUAUCAGCAUUCGUCCAAUACAUUUCACUCUUGCCAAGUCCCUCACUAUAUUUUGGACUUAGUAUUAACAUUAGAUCAUUUCAUUUGGUUAUGUGGCCAUUUUGCAACAUUUUCACUAGUCAAAUAUGUAUUCACAUUGUUUUGUCAUCUUAACAAAGGAGGUCGGUAUCAGUAUCAGUUGAUCUUUGCUCCACUUCACUGUCCCAGGAAGUUUGACUCACAUGGCCAAUUUCAAAGUCCUCUUCCUCCUCUUCAUCGACAUCCAUCCAUCCACAACACUCUUCUGUUAUCAAAGUGUUUUGUCAUAAUGGAUCAUCUUCAUCACUCAUGCAUGAGUAAUCUGACGAUUCAUUCACUUGUGACCUCCUCCAAGAUAUAGUUUUCACAUGCCAUUGUACAGAACUGGGCUAUUUCCACCAGAAAAAUCAAAAGAAAGCCUUUAAAAAGACAAAUCCUGGAGUAAUGGGGGAUUAUUGAACCCUCUUUGAUGCUUGAAUAAACACACAAAAGCAGUUAGAUGGAGCACAACGUGGGUGAAAAUCCCAUUUUGAGACUUUUGCACUUGCUCACACACCUCAUUGUUUGACACAGCAAGUGGAUAAUCACAUAAACUGCUUUCCAGUGUCCCUCAGGGGAAGGUAGUGACAUGCCCAGCUGGCUAUUGCACUAAAGUAAAAUUUACUGGUACAGGAUAGGCCUGCUGCAUGUAGUUAUGUUGCUACCUACACUCUAAUAUGUCCCUGUGUCUCCUGAAACCUUUUCUUAACCAAAGACCCACUCCAACAGUAGAGUGGCCAACUCUUCUGUAUUUGGCACAGAGGACUUUUACUUUGUACUUUUUCUACCUUCUUGCUUUGCAUCUAAUUGGGUGAGGUUUCCCAUCUCAUCUCCCAGUCUCUGCUUUUGAUUGGGAAGACACUGCCCCUUCAUUAGAAGGGAAUUAGAGCUUGCAAGAGUUUGCCUCUGUCAGGUGGCUGUUUCAUGAGCCUUGCAGCAUCUUGUCCUUGCUCUUUUUCGUCUUCUUCUUCUUUAUUUUUUAAAAUUUUAUUUUAUUUUAUGUUUUUCGUAUCAGGGAUCAAACUCAGGACCUCACACUUGCCAGACAGAUCUUAUGCUGCUGAGUUGAAUCCCUGGCCUAAAAAGAAGAUAAAACCAAGGAAAAUAAAACAGAACAAAACCGAUCAAGAUAAACCAGUAUAAGUGAUACAGGUCUUUAAAACUUAGAAAAUCAGCAAUAGUUACCAUAAUGCCUCUAUCAUCUUCAAAAUAGCUGCAGAUACCUUUGGACCUGGUAAAAAUCAAACAACAGAAUAGAGCAGAAACAACAAACACAAAACAAUGACUGCAGUAAAGGACUUCAAAACAAGCUCACAGUAAGUCCAGAAUGGCUACCAUAACACGUCUUGCUAUCUUUUGAACAGUUGUUCAUGGCUGCAGAUUUAAUAUAAUCAAACAAAAUGAAAGAAAAAAAACCCAACCAACAAAGCAAUGAAAAUGACAUGGUUUCCAGGCAGAGCCCACCCCCUUGUGAGGCCUGGUUCUCGCUCCACAGUCUGCAAAUGCUGCUGACUGGGAGAGAGGCUUGGGCGUGGCUGUCCCCACUCCAGCAGCAGCUGUCCUGCUCUUCUGCAGGAGCCAUUCGUUUUGGAGUCAAUGGGCUCGUCACCUGUGUAAAAGCUACUUAUGUUUUCUUUGAGGAUGCCGUGGAUAUAACUUUGAAAAUCCCAAGGCCACCCCAGGGUGGUAUGAAUCCAUGGCAGUUAAACAUAGCCAUAUAUAGGAUGCUGCCCCAUAUCUGGGGAGUGAGUUUGUAGUUUCCUCCACGUAUGCCACACUGUGUCUCAGGAAAUACAGUACUACAGGGUGCAUUGUUUUCUUUUCAAUAUGUGAGCCUCUAACAUGUAGAAUACAAAACCAGUCCUGAUUUUCAUAAAGGUCCACAUAUUCAGCUUUAACAGACUUUUCUUCAGACUUGAGUUCCUGCAAAAAAAUUCUCCUUUGUGAGCCAGGGUCUUGCUCUGUAGCCCAGGCUGGCCUUGAACUCACAGUGAUCAUCUUGCCUCAGCCUCCUGAGUGCUGGAUCACAGGCAUGUGGGACCAGAGCUGGUUCUUCCAUUUCAACCUAAGGGACUCCUCUACCCAAGGCAGGCCUAGUAGGAAGGAUGGACAUUCUUCAGUGCUUGCAUCUAAGAAUGUCUGAGCUUUCCCCCUCAUUUUAAGGACAGUUUUGCUGGAUGUAAAAUGCUUAGUUGAGAGAGCUUUUUGUUUUGUUUCACUGUUUCAUUCACACAGCACAUGUCCACCUGUUUCCUUCUGUCCUCCUGUAACAGAAUAUCCCACACCCCAGUCAGUAUACUGCAGUUUCUUAGUUGUCCAGUUCUGUCUCUAAGAAACGGCUGGUCACUGAGACGCCUAGCUGGUCACUGUGAUGCACGUUGCAUAAACCAGCCCCAAUCAACAAGCCAUUUUGCCCCUGUACUCCCCACUUGCUUAUCCUAUACAGGCCUCAGACCAUCAGAGAUCAGGGCCUGAUAUUCUGGGAAUGUACCAAUCAGUGCCCGUUGGUGUAAAUAAAUGUGUCUCCAACUCUUGGGUGUCCUUUCUGUGACUGUGCUUGCCGCUGCUCUCCAAGGAUUUUGAGGAUAAGUCUAAUGACUAUGUUUUUGGGGAAUUGAUGUCAGCUGCACAGGCAUUAAUUUGUCAUAUUUUGUACACUGACCGUUACGUUAUUCUAAUGUAAGUGAAGUUGCAGCAUCACUUUGACACCAGUAAGAAUUAAGAGCAAAAGGAACUGGAGAUGCUGAGUGUAGACAUCAUGGGAUCUCUAAAUGUAAGAGGUAUUACAGAUGCUGAGAACAGAUUCUCAGAACAGAAACAAAAGGGAUAUUGAAGCAUCCUACAGGUUUGAAUUUCAAAAACUCAAGUGUCAAUCUCCAUAACUCACAUUAGUAAGACAUUUUGUAACAUUUUUCUGUUAGAAACAAAAGACCCUCAUGGCCAAGAGUGUGAGGGGUGAAGUGGAGGUGACCAGCUCUGCCUGGGCCCACUGGCACCAUGACUUCACAAGAUCCCCUGUGAGGUCACAGCAGAUAGCUGUAUAAGGUAGGGUUUUCAGCCCAGAGACCCUUUGUGGGUGAAGUGGAUUGGUGUUUGGAGAGUAGUUGGUGGUUGGAGAUUCGAAAUUUUGAUAAUUGAUUUUAUAAUGUCUAGUUCCAUCAAGGCAUCCUUUGUGGCAUGUAAAACAUCUUUGCUGGACGUCAUGUCAUCGUCCACAGAAAUGUCGUCGUCCACAGAAAUCUUCUGGGAAGACUAUGACAUGCUGUUGCCCUUUAGUGAGGGUAACUUUGCCACAGUAGUACUCACUGAACAUGUGAGCACAGGGAUGCUGGUAGUUGUGAAGGUACUUCACAAGAACAAGUUGGGGCCUACUGCUGUUAAACAGGAGGUCAGCAUUCUAAAGGACCUUCAGCACCCCAAUAUCAUUCAGUUGCUGGAAGUGUCAGAAAAUAGUACCUGUAUGUUCCUGGUGUUGGAGUAUGCGCGCGGGAAAGACCUGCAGCGCUUUAUCAAGUUUGCUGAGACACAGAAGCUGGAGGAAGAGAGGGCCCGGCUGAUAUUCCGAGAACUCCUGGAGGCUGUGCGGUACUGCCAUGACAGGGGGAUUGUCCAUGGGGACUUGAAACCAGCAAACAUAUUAAUGGACCGUGAAGGCCACCCCAAGCUCAGCGAUUUUGGCUUGGCUUUCAGGUUCCAUCCUGGCCAGGAGGUGACCGCGUGUGGAGGUACCCUAUACUAUUCCGCCCCUGAGGUAUUCUUAAAAGAGAACUACCAAGGCCCACCACUGGACAUUUGGUCUUUAGGCAUAAUUUUAUAUGAAAUGAUCGCUGGGGUAAACCCAUUUAAUGGGAGCCAAGGACAAGGGAUAGAGAAUGCCCUGAAGGGGCGAUACCAGUUUGCCCAGCACUUCUCCAAAGAGGUGCAAAGCUUAAUCAAGGGUCUUCUCAACCCUGACCCAAGCAUGCGCCCUACCAUCGAGCAAGUAAGGCAGCAUCCAUGGCUUCGGCUGGAAUCUGUCCCUCGUCAUCCUCCUAAACUGCUCCCCAAAGCCACAGAAAGGGCAAUACUGCACAUUAUGGAUGGGAAGGGGUACAACCCGCUGAAGGUGAUCGAUGCAGUGAAGUACAGAAAAUACGAUCCUUACAUGGCGCCCUUCCUGCUACUACGGGGCAUGGCACUCUGGAAAUUCCACUUCAGAUCUGAGGCGAAGCCCACACACAAACAUAAGGCUGAAGAUCUGUUUGAACAGCCCACAAACAAAGAUGACAAUAUGGAUGAAAUUCGGCUAUCUUCAUCUCCUCCCCCUGUAGCUGCCCCACCAGCUAGGAGGGAGAGUGAGCCCUGCCUCUUCACUGGCCACUUCCUCCCCGAGGUGAAGCCUCUCGGCCAGCAAAGGAAGACAGUCUCCCUGCCAAUUGACAUCAGCCGGACUCCCCCUGCUCGCACAUCCUGCCAGCGCGGUCCAAACUUAGUUGGUACCUCUGGCCAGCCAGGCCCCGCUAAUCUCAUAGCAUCCCACAAACCAAGUUGUGCUGCUGCUACUACCAAGGCCUGCCAGCCCAGCCAUACUACUACCAUCAAGUCCUGCCAGCCAGGCCCUUCUACUCCCAAAGCAUCCCAUCAACCAAGCCCUGCUUCUCCCAUCAAGUCCUACCAUCCAGGACCUGCUACCCCUAAAGCAUCCCGUCAACCAAGCCCUGCUUCUCCCAUCAAGAAAAUCUUCCGUGCCUCUACUAGGCCAUGCUGGCAGCCCAACCCUGCCUCUCCCGGUGAGUCCUUCCAGCACAGCCCUGGGACUCCAAAUGUUGCCUUCACUGCUGCCCCAGCCCCUGUCAGCAGUAGGAGGUGGGGCUGGAAAACUGUCAAGAGAACCAUGAGAGACUGCCUGCAGGCCCUGUGCUGCUGCCCCGUAUCGACAUGCAAGUGUCACAAACACAAGGUGGUCCCAGUUGCAGAUCCAUGAUCCCUCCUAUGGACGUGGUCAUCCUGACAGCGAGGUCAGCCACACAAGUGGAAGCCACAGUGAGUUGCCUUGCAGCCCUUUGUGUAGGGAGCUGGAGGGGAGAGGAGGAGUCAAGAUCACUAGUGCAUCCUGUGGGCGAGAAGCAGAGGGAGGGGUUGGUGCACAGCAUGGGAAGGCUGCACAGGCACCAGGAGCUGAGAGCCAGUGAGAGGAAGACAGGAGGAGCAGGGGGGAGAGUCACCUGGCUUGUAUCCUGCUGUCUGAGGGAGGCUGCCCCAGGGACAGGGAGGGCUGGGCACCAUGGACCUGACCACAACCUCCCAUGAGGAUGCAGGGAGACCUGGGUACCAUGGACCUGACCACACCUGACCACAACCUCCCAUGGGGAUGCAAGGAGACCUGGGUCUGUGUCUGGGUGAAACUUUCCGAGUACAGCUUCAGCGUGAUCCCAAAGACUCGGGCCUGGGCAUCUCUGAGUCUUCUGUGCUCACCUCUCAGCAGGGCUGCGUGCAAGGCCUUUUGCCAAGAACACACCUAGUGUCACUUCGAGGAUGGUGAGUCCAGGCAAAGAGAGGCAGUGCCAUGUGUUCCAUAGGCCAGAACCUUGUGGUCAGCCCUGGUCACCACACAGAAGCCUUGACUUGUGCAUGUUGUGAGCAGCCAGGGGACAUGCCAAGGCUACUCUGAGCCUCCAUCCACCAAAUUCAUGAUGGGAGCCGCUGCAGCCCUGCUCCUAAGCAGGUGUGUGACAUUGUCCCUAGAUCCUAGGCCCAGCCAUCAAGUACCCUCUUCACUCUACAAACCUUUGUGAUCCCUGCAGCAUUCUUUUGGGGUCCUCCCUGCCCCUAAAAAGGGUGCUAUGCUGUCCACUGCCACCGUGUGGUAUCAAGAUGGAACAGCAGUGGCAAGGAAGGGCUGGGUUCCAAGGUCUUGGGAAAGCUUUGUGCCCUCACCUUGGGGCUUCUGGGCCUCUUGAGAGUUUGAAGAUGGGGAGAGGGGCAGGAACCCCAGAAAG
This is a messenger RNA of Cavia porcellus (domestic guinea pig), 7330 nucleotides long. RefSeq names its product sperm motility kinase 2B-like. Bases 4498 to 6315 code for a protein of 605 amino acids. Gene Ontology annotation, molecular function: ATP binding; protein serine/threonine kinase activity; tau-protein kinase activity. Gene Ontology annotation, cellular component: cytoplasm. The transcript has 2 exons. Gene Ontology annotation, biological process: protein phosphorylation; intracellular signal transduction; microtubule cytoskeleton organization. Lineage: Eukaryota; Metazoa; Chordata; Mammalia; Rodentia; Caviidae. The record is from RefSeq and is a predicted model, not a curated record.